CACUAACUUUACAUCCCCAGUUCAAUAGACGACCCUUUACUCACCCCCAACACUACUGUCGACAACAUCACACGGGAGUUUGCAGCAGCCCUAUCAAAAGUGACAGCAACAAACAACAUUGAUGACCAACAAUGCACACAUCAGAAGGAGGAAAAUACCAACGUUGACAUUGAUAAACCUGAUAAUAUUAACCAAACACCACCCACCACAGAUGAACGAAAGGAAUCAACUUCAAGCAACAAAAGUCACCGACCAAGUAUAGACGAGGGCAGGCAAUGGUCACAAAUGACAAAGAACACUGUAUUAAGGAUAGAUUCAUCCCCGGGACUUGAGAUCUUGUCGACUGUGAUCGUUCGUAAUUUGGACACGGGGCAAACUAUGCCACUGAGUGUCGCUGCAGAGCAGGUGUCCCAGUGUCUCAACCCCCUUGCAUUACAAAUCAUGAGUCGUACCAAGGAAUUUGCGUGUGCUGGGUCCGAUGACCCCCAACCCACUGCCCCACCCUCAUCAAGGGGAAUACCCACCCCAACCCCUGCUGAUGUUACCCCAAUUAAUUUAUCGGAAGACGACAACACCUCUAUAGCUAGCGAUGAUAUCACUAUAGGAGCUGAAGCUUCGUCAAAGAAAGGUUACAACGACAGUGGGCGAAAAAUACGAACUAAAAGUAAAAGAUUUAAACGAAUGUUGGGGAAAAGUGCAAGGAGAGUUAAAGAGGUUGCCGAAACACAAGUUGAACGUGCUGUACACAAAGUAAAACACGGUAAACACGAAACAACCAACAGUGAGUCGCUCAAUGUUUCAAGCGAUGAAGAAGUUUCAGACUCGCUCGCAAACUCCUCAGUUAAAAUAAAAGCUUCUUCCACUAAUAAAGGACCUUUCCAGUUCCAUGGUUUGAAACAAGUACAGGAUAUAGCAGUUCAUGUGGGCGCAGUAUGGAGCAUGAAGUUUAGUCACUGUGGUCGUCUCCUCGCAACAGCGGGUCAGAACAACGUGAUAUGGGUUUGGGUGUUGAAGGAUUAUUAUGCUUACUUUAAUGAGAUGAGAAGCAAGUAUAUAAGCAAAGAGCGAGGUGCUGUGUUCGCUACCCCUCCCCGCAACACCAUGGAACCCCCGACUCGUGACCCCCCCAACAUCGCAUCGGAAGAUGGAAGCUCGAGGUACGAGAGUUCGGAUCAAUUAGAUGAAGAAGAGGAAGCUCCGUUUCGAUCGCUUCCGUUCUCAUCUUAUGUCGGACACAGCGCCGAUGUUCUUGACCUUGCGUGGUCUAAGAAUUACUUUACUCUGUCUUCAUCUAUGGACAAGACUGUUCGUUUAUGGCACGUCUCACAAAAGGAAUGUUUAUGUUGCUUCCAACAUAUUGAUUUUGUUACCGCGAUAUCAUUUCAUCCAAGGGACGACAGAUACUUCCUAAGUGGUUCGUUGGACAGUAAGUUACGCUUGUGGAAUAUUCCUGAAAAGAAGGUUGCUUUGUGGAAUGAAGUUUCUCCAGAUUCCUCAUCAAAUUCAUCAGGAGGAGCGCUCAUCACAACUGUCAACUUUUGUGAGAAUGGAAAGUUUGCCGUUUGUGGAACUUAUGAUGGGAGGUGUUUGUUCUAUGAUACUGAGCACUUGAAGUAUCACACCCAGAUUCAUGUUCGUUCAUCGCGUGGUAGGAAUACAAAGGGACAUAAGAUAACUGGAAUUGAACCUUUGCCUGCCGAGCACAAGAUACUGGUGACCUCUAAUGAUUCUCGUGUCCGACUUUAUGAUUUAAGGGAUUUAUCACUGACUUGCAAAUAUAAAGGACUCACAAAUAUGAGUAGCCAAAUCAAAGCAAGCUUUAGCCAUGAUUGCAAAUACAUUGUUUGCGGUUCUGAAGAUAAAUCAGUUUAUAUUUGGAAAACAAAUGUUCCUCAAGAUGUGACAAAGUUUCGAAGAGAUAGAAAUGAUUGUUGGGAAAGUAUACGAGCUCAUGACGCCGUGGUAACUUGUGCCAUAUUUGCUCCUUACCCCCACCUAAUGGCUCGAAGUGACGACAGAACUGAAGGAAGUCGAUUGUCGUUCUCGUCAAAAUCACGCUCUUCACCGAACACAGACAGUUGCUGCAUUAUAUCAGCGGACUUUAAAGGAGUCAUAAAAAUCUUCAUGAAUUCUUAGCAUAUUUCUAUGAUUUUCGUCAAAUUUCUAUUAUUUAUCAUUAUUAUUAUGUAAUAAUCAAAAUCAAAAUACAAAA
Messenger RNA from Ciona intestinalis (vase tunicate), 2212 nucleotides. The record is from RefSeq and is a predicted model, not a curated record. Lineage: Eukaryota; Metazoa; Chordata; Ascidiacea; Phlebobranchia; Cionidae.